Molecule: messenger RNA, 3264 nt
Organism: Hippocampus comes (tiger tail seahorse)
Lineage: Eukaryota; Metazoa; Chordata; Actinopteri; Syngnathiformes; Syngnathidae
Gene: fignl1
Product: fidgetin-like 1
Exons: 2
Coding region: 282-2183 (633 amino acids)
Molecular function (GO): microtubule severing ATPase activity; ATP binding; ATP hydrolysis activity
Source: RefSeq, a predicted model, not a curated record
UUUUUAAUUUACUUACCGCAUCGUCGAUCUGCGUUAAUAUAAUUUUCAUUUUCCGACUGAAUAUUGUUGUAAGUGUUCGUUGCCUGUUUGGGGGGAUGGAACCCUACGUUCACCACGACCGGAAGUGAUGCUUACAGGAAGCGAAGGGUGGCGGGACAAAUAGUUCAGCAAGCAUACGUUUUAAACUUUACGUUUCAUACGACUAAUACUUGCGGGGGUGGUAUUUAUAUUUCGUAACAAAGUCGUGAGGGCAUACCGCCAAGAGCUGGAACAGCCCAGGCAUGAGUGGCACGCACCUGGACGAAUGGCAGAGGAGGUCCUUUGACAUUUCAUCUGGCAAUUGUACACCUGAACAGACGGCCGAUGCCUACCGGGCCCACAUCCUCUCCAUUCAGUAUGCAUGGGCAAGUUCCAACCUCUCUGAGGCCGCCAUGGGUAGCCUGCUCAGGACCUACUCAGAGCGCUAUGCUGCAGUGCUGGACUCAGAUGAACCCCGCACGGGGCUUAACAACUAUGCAGAGAGCGCGCUUCAUCUGGCCCGUAAUCAGAAGAAUCACAGCGUCAAAUGGGAGUCGUCCCUCACCUUGGAGCACAUGCUCGACUUGCCCUGCGUGCAGAAGAUGAUUCAAGCAAGUGCAGGGGGAGAUGGCUCCCUUGUGGCACCAGCAGAUGUUAACAUAUCUGUUGGACAAGAGAGCAGCAACAUCAGCAGCUCCUUGUCUGCUUCCACUGCUGCAGGCAGGUCAGGGGGCACAACAUUCAGACUUGAUUGUCCACCACAAGCCAAAAUAGAGGUUAAUAGCCUAGCCACUGUUUCUGUAGAUCGACCAAAAACCUCUGAGUGCCUGUCAGAUAAUACCUACUCAUCAUCCCGUCCAAACACCAGAGUACAGCCGGUGUUUAGUCAUCCCCCAUCAGUUCCUCCUGAGAGCAACAUGCGCCCUGUAGGCAGCAACUAUCAACCCGGCUUCUUUCCUACCUCCAAUCCAUCGAAGCGGAAGAAUUUUUACAAUCCAGAUGCAAGUGAAGGCAGGGGGCCACAAGCAGGGGGUGACAUAAGACCCCCAUGUAACUUCAAAUCAGCCCGUGAGCAGCUAAUUGUGGAUCAACAAAAGAAACAUUUCCAUCAGCCCCAAAGAGGCGCGGGUUCUGCCGCGGCAGCGACUGUGAAGAAAUCCCUGGGAGCUAACAGGCCUCGAAAUGCUUUUCCUAAAUUUGUGUCGCCUAUGCCGCGGCAGGACGAAGAGGAGGGUGCGCCAAGACCUAACUCCAACCAUGAACAUCUGAAAAACUUUGAGCCAAAGAUAGUGGAGUUGAUCAUGAGUGAGAUCAUGGACCACGGGCCCCCUGUGGUGUGGGAGGACAUAGCAGGCCUGGAGUUUGCUAAGACCGCCAUAAAGGAGAUUGUUGUUUGGCCAAUGUUGAGACCUGACAUCUUUACAGGCCUCCGGGGUCCACCUAAGGGAAUCUUGCUGUUUGGACCUCCUGGGACUGGGAAGACGUUAAUAGGCAAAUGUAUUGCUUGCCAGUCAGGUGCCACGUUCUUCAGCAUCAGCGCGUCAUCGCUCACAUCCAAAUGGAUGGGUGAGAGUGAAAAAAUGGUGCGGGCCUUAUUUGCCAUCGCCCGCUGUCACCAACCUGCUGUCAUUUUCGUCGAUGAAAUUGACUCGCUGCUGUCUCAGCGCACUGAUGGCGAGCACGACUCCUCACGCAGAAUCAAGACGGAGUUUCUGGUUCAGCUGGAUGGUGCCGCCACGGCUGCAGAGGACCGCAUCCUGGUGGUGGGUGCCACCAACCGACCUCAGGAAAUAGACGAGGCUGCCCGUCGUCGCUUCGCCAAGAGGUUGUACAUUCCCCUUCCCGAAGGUCCCGCCCGGCAGCUGAUCGUAACCAACCUCCUGUCUCGAGAAAAGAACCAGCUGAGAGCAGAGGAGCUGGAGCGCAUUGUAGCAAACACAGACGGCUUCUCCGGGGCAGACAUGACACAACUGUGUAGAGAGGCAGCCUUGGGACCCAUUCGCAGCAUCCAGCAAGAUGACAUUGCCACCAUCACGCCGGCUCAGGUACGGCCAAUCCUCUACAGCGACUUCCAAAACGCUCUGCAGACGGUGCGGCCCAGUGUCUCAUCUAAGGACCUGGAACUGUAUGAGGAGUGGAAUAAGACAUUUGGAAGUGGUCGAUAAUGGCCUUAAUUCAAGAAAAUACACCUUUAAUUAACACUUGUGGCUUGGAUUUUACAUCGCUUCAUAAAUAAUUGCCAUCGUCGGUGACACGUGGAUAAAUAUUCCUUCGCUGGCAACUAAGCGCACAUUGCUGUUUAAGUUUAGUUAUUUUGUUUCUGAAAUACUAAUAGGAUGUUCACAAAUGUUCCAAUGUAAGACUUAUUUAAAGUUUGUGUUGCAGUUUUUUUCAAAAAUUUAAUAAAAUAAAAGGCAUACAGCACUGUAAGCCUAUACUUUUUUUUAAGCAAUGCAUAUAGAAUAAACCACUGUAUUGUGUCAAACAUAUUUGCCUCUUGAAUCUGUCUGACACUGGCAAGCACGCUUCAAAAGAUGGAUGUGUUAAUCUCCACGGAAAUUGAGUAACACACAGUAUCCUAAGAACUGUCCUCUUGCGUUCCUCUCUUCCUCUUAUUAAUGAAGACAGCAGUGGACAGCACAGGACAAUCGUUACUGCAACACAUCCCGCUCAGUGAGCAAUUCUUCCACAAUAUUCAGAGUACUGACUAACAUGAUUCCUCCCACGUUCCUGCCCACCAGUCUUAAGAAAGUGAAGCUGACCGCAAUCUGAUGAAGGGUUCUCAGCCAAGGGCCUCGUCAGUCACACGCACACCCCUCUGCAAGGGGACAAUUAUAGAGUGCAUAAAAUUGUCAUGUAUUUUUAAUGAAAUGAUCUUUGCAAAUCUGGAAGGCCAUGAAAAAAGACUUUCAUUUAUUUUUCAUCUUUUUGUCAAGCCCCUCAUAAAUAUUGAAGACUUGUGUGGCUGGCCACUGUAUUUAAACUUUGUUGGUUUCGCCAGCAGCGACGUUGGUCACACAACCCCCCCACCCCUCCAGCUGGCAUCACGGGGACUCCUCACAGCUGGACUGGGACAGAUGCACAGAAUUCCUCUGGUGCUGCUUGGGAUCCGCUGAGUAUGGACUCCAAACUGUGACAUAUGGUGUUAGCUUGUUUUCGUAAUUUCUACUGUGGCAAUGCACUAGUAAUAUCUGAGCUUGUUCACGCAAAAGUAUGUACACGCACUAAUAAAGUGCAUAUUUUUAA